CAGUCUGGAGGCUGACAGAGCUCAGACUCUGAACACAGACCAGGUUUACAUAGACCAGGUUCAGACUAGACUCAUGCAGGAUGCUGCUGCGACCUUUCUGGACCUUCCUCCGGGGACACUCAUCCCUCCUGAAUUCACCUUUCUUCCCUGUUGUCUUCUCCUUGUCCGUCUACCUGUCCUUCUGUCUGCCCUUCCUGCUGCUGGACUCGUUGUCCUCCAGGUGGGCCCUGGUGCGCAGGUACAAGCUGCAGUCUCAGAGCUCCGUGAGCUGGGCCUCGAUGCAGAGCUGCCUGGCCUUGACAUUCUACAAUCACCUGGUCUUCAUCUUCCCACUGACAGUGAUGCACUGGUACCUGAGGCCCGCCUACCUGCCUGAGGAGCCCCCGACCAUGCCAUGCCUGCUAGCUCAGGUGCUGGUUUGCCUGCUGCUCUUUGACUUCCAGAGCUUCACCUGGCACCUGCUCCACCACAAAGUGCCGUGGCUCUACCGCAACUUCCACAAGGUGCACCACACCUACACCUCCACCUCUGCCCUCACCACUGAAUACUCUGGGGUCUGGGAGACUCUCAGUCUGGGCCUCUUCGCUGCCGCCAACCCAAUCAUGCUGGGAUGCCACCCGCUCACCGAGCUCGCCUUUUUUGUGGUCAACAUCUGGCUGUCGGUGGAGGACCACUGCGGCUACGACCUGCCGUGGGCCACCCACCGCCUGGUGCCGCUGGGGCUGUACGGUGGUGCGCGCCACCAUGACCUCCACCACCUCAAGUCCAAGUACAACUACGCCCCCUACUUCACCCACUGGGACUGUCUCGCGGGGACACUGUGCACCCAGCAGGACUGAAGUAUGACAAAAGGUUUCUCAACAGAUGGAGUUAUGUUGAACUGAUGGAGGAAGUUUCUGAACGGAUGGAGUAAUGUUUUAAACGGAUGGAGAAGUUUCUGAACUGAUGGAGAAGUUUCUGAACUGAUGGAGUAAUGUUGAACUGAUAGAGGAAGUUUCUGAACAGAUGGAGUAAUGUUUUAAACUGAUGGAGAAGUUUUGAACUGAUGGAGAAGUUUCUGAACUGAUAGAGGAAGUUUCUGAACAGAUGGAGUAAUGUUUUAAACUGAUGGAGAAGUUUUGAAUUGAUGGAGAAGUUUCUGAACUGAUGAAGUAAUGUUGAACUGAUAAAGGAAGUUUCUGAACGGAUGGAGUAAUGUUUUAAACUGAUGGAGAAGUUUUGAAUUGAUGGAGAAGUUUCUGAACUGAUGAAGUAAUGUUUUAAACUGAUGGAGAAGUUUCUGAACGGAUGAAGUAAUGUUUUAAACUGAUGGAGAAGUUUUAAACUGAUGGAGAAGUUUUGAAUUGAUGGAGAAGUUUCUGAACUGAUGAAGUAAUGUUUUAAACUCAUGGAGAAGUUUUAAACUGAUGGAGAAGUUUUGAACUGAUGGAGAAGUUUCAAUCUUUAAAAUAACUGAUGAUCAGAUUACAUCACACAGGCCUCUGUCUGAAUUUAAUUUCAGAUUUUUUUACAGUAUAAUUUUCUUCACAUUAAAGAUCUUUACUGUUAACAUGUUAAAGAAUGUUCAUGUUGAACGGUGACAUGUUUAAUAAUAUUCCUCUCACUUCUUCAGUUCUAUGGAGGCUGGUUUUAUUAUAAAUUAUAUUUAUGACACAUUAUGUAUAUAUUAUAUGAACAUUUAUGAACAAAAGAUAAUUUGUUUGUCACAUGUGAUUUGUUCCUGUGAAUUACUGAAUACUUCAGUAACAACAUAUUUAACGUUCAACGAAUCAAAUUAAAGUCAAUAUUUUAAAUCAACAUGAUGUAACUUCUCUCUCUGUUAACCCCGUUGAGGCUACACUGACAUGAAUCAGGUGAAUGGUGUCUCUGUCAUUCGUAUGUCUUUUGGUGAACUCGUAUCUGCACUGUGCUCUGAUCAUCAUCACGUGAUAAAUGAGUUUAAAGUGAAAGAACAAGGUCUGGUCCAGCAGAACACCCCUCUCUUUUUUUCCAUGCAUGUUUCUGGAGUCCACAGGAAGUGGACAUAGCCUGCGGAAAUGGACAUGUCAUCUUGUCUCUUGGUUCCUCAUCAGACGAGAGACAAAGACCUGAUGCAGAGGCCGAAUGAAUCCUCGUCUCUGUUACUGCAGUACACCAUGUGCCCUGGACGAAGUCGUCAAUCACUACUACUGCUACUUGACCUGAUCUGAAAACAGAUUCACUGAUCUGAGGAAAGGGUGGGAGGUUUGAAGGGACCCCUUUAAAGGUCAGAGAAGAGUUAGAUCUGAUCUGAGUAUCGACUCAUCAGUUUAAUGAGAACUUGGUGAAUCGGAUCAAGACUUUUCCUGUUUAAUGUAACAAAGCACUGAGUCAUAAGGCUGUUCUCUCAGACUCAAGGACAAACAAAGGUGUUAUUGAUUCACUGUGAGAUUCACUCUCUGGUGAUGGUCCAGCGUAGAAACCUGCAGGAGCACAUACACAUGUAUACUUUCAUAAACAUGGAAAUUCUCGACUGCUUAUGUCUGUGUACUUGUUUUUGUCAGAAAUACUUGUUGGGACGUUUAUUUGUCGUUUGGUGACACAGAUCUUUGUUAGAGGACGUCAUGUUUUACAGAAAGUUAUAAAACUCCAUGAUCUGAUUUCUUUGAAUGACUUUAAAUCAGUUUGUGAAGAUGUGGAGGAUUGUUGUGUUGAUGUUUAAACUGAUGUUUGAUACUGAACUUUUAUUUUGUGGGUGUGCUUGAUUUUUAAUUCUGUCUGUUUUGUUUUGUGCCUUGUUCUCAGUCUGUGUUGCCGACUGUUUGACCAAGAAAUGGGACCUUUCCUAGUUAAAUAAACGUUAGAUAAAGGUUAGAUAAAGGUUAGAUAAAGACUUUAAUGAUUAAUGAAGUUUAAUAAGUGUUGACACAUGGUGAGUAUAUGAAGUUUUCGUCUUUUAUAAAGCGUCUGAGUCAUUUCUGGGAAUGUUUGACAUUUCCUGUAAUUUGACCCCAGUUCGACACAGAUAGUAACACGGAUGAAGUACAAUGCAGUGAAUCACUUAACUCCCAGCAGGCACUGCUUCAAAGAGUGAGUCAUCAUGGACUGAGCAGCAGUCAGUAACAAAACAAUGAACUGGACCAAAGUAAUAAACAGUAAUUACUGAGCAGAUAACGAGCUCACAGGAAGUCCACGUUCUUUGGGAAAGUUCUGUGUCAUAUGACAAGUUACCAACUUCUAAGUAAACCAGCACAUUACGAGAA
This is a messenger RNA of Larimichthys crocea (large yellow croaker), 3221 nucleotides long. RefSeq names its product cholesterol 25-hydroxylase (gene ch25h). The transcript is spliced from 2 exons. Gene Ontology annotation, biological process: lipid biosynthetic process. The record is from RefSeq and is a predicted model, not a curated record. The coding region runs from base 81 to 839 and encodes 252 amino acids. Gene Ontology annotation, molecular function: iron ion binding; oxidoreductase activity. NCBI's taxonomy places the organism in Eukaryota, Metazoa, Chordata, Actinopteri, Sciaenidae.